Erigeron canadensis is the source of this 1452-nucleotide messenger RNA. RefSeq names its product 3-ketoacyl-CoA synthase 19-like. The record is from RefSeq and is a predicted model, not a curated record. Gene Ontology annotation, cellular component: membrane. The transcript has a single exon. The coding region runs from base 2 to 1435 and encodes 477 amino acids. Gene Ontology annotation, biological process: fatty acid biosynthetic process. Lineage: Eukaryota; Viridiplantae; Streptophyta; Magnoliopsida; Asterales; Asteraceae. Gene Ontology annotation, molecular function: acyltransferase activity, transferring groups other than amino-acyl groups.
UAUGGAGUCCAUAACCUCCAUACUAAUGCUUUUCUUUACAUUCAUUAUUUGUGUUAGUUUUUGGUUUGUAAUGAUGAAUGUGAUUCUCAAAAAUGAAACUUGCUACAUGAUCGACUACGAAUGCUACAAGGGCAGGAAAGAAAUGAUGCUCAACAACAGAGAGGCCUCGAAAAUUGCUUCGCGUAACAAGAACAACCUUUCUAAAGAAGAUUACAAGUUCCUUUUAAAAACCUAUGUUAGUUCAGGGCUUGGGGAAGAAACUUAUGGCCCAAAAACAGUCAUGUUAGGCCAAGAAGAACACCCUAAACUCGUCGAUUCUCUAUCUGAAAUGGAAGAAAUAUUCUACGAGACCAUCGAUAGCAUAUUUGCCAGGUCAAAAAUCCUGCCAUCUGAAAUUGAUAUACUAGUGGUGAAUGUAUCUUUACUUCCAGUUGUCCCUUCAUUAACAUCUAGAAUUAUAAAUCGCUAUAAAAUGCGUGAGGAUAUCAAGGCAUUUAAUCUUUCAGGAAUGGGAUGCAGUGCAAGUGUAAUUGCUAUUGAUCUGGUUCAGAAAUUGUUUCAGACUCAAAAAGGCAGAUUAGCCAUUGUUGUAAGUUCGGAAUCAAUGGCGGCUAAUUGGUAUGGUGGCAGAGAAAGGUCUAUGAUGUUGGCUAACUGCCUUUUCCGUGUAGGGGGUUGUUCUAUGCUUCUAACUAAUGACCGGGGUCAAGAGGCUCAUAAGGCGUUUUUGAAGCUGAAAUGUGUGGUACGAACCCAUUCUGGCUCGAACGAUGAAGCUUACAAUUGUUGUGUGCAUGUGGAAGAUGAUCAAGGAUACAACGGUUGCAGGCUCACCAAAUCUCUCCCAUACAUUGCAGCUCAAUCGUUGUCGAAGAAUCUUCAAGUGCUUCUACCGAAAGUGCUUCCAUUUUGGGAGAUCAUGCGUUUCGUGAGCCUAAAAGCACGUUCCAAAAUCAUCCAGAAAUUAGUUGGUUCAAAAAUAAUCAACCCGAAAGUAGUAGUUGGUUCAAAGAUCAACUUGAAAUCUGGAAUAGAACACGUCUGCAUACAUCCGGGUGGAAGAGGCGUUAUUGACAAGGUAGGCAAAAGUCUAGGUAUUAACGAAUUUGAUCUUGAACCGUCUCGAAUGGCACUGUAUCGUUUUGGGAACACAUCGGUCGCGGGUAUCUGGUAUGCUCUAGGAUAUCUAGAGGCAAAGAAAAGGCUAAAGAAAGGUGACAAAAUCUUGAUGAUUAGCUUGGGUGCGGGUUUCAAAUGCAACAACUGUGUUUGGGAGGUCACUAGAGACAUGGAUGAUCGAACGAAUGUCUGGAGCGACAUGAUCGAUGAUUACCCGUCGGAAAACAUGAAUAAACCUCAGCUAGGAUGGAUGAAUGAUCAUGCCAUGGCUCUUCUUGAACCUGAAGAGAUUGCCAAGAUUAUUGGUUUAUCCUAAAUUUUCACCUUUCUCAA